Chaetura pelagica (chimney swift) is the source of this 2082-nucleotide messenger RNA. It is a transcript of the gene GLRB, whose product is annotated as glycine receptor, beta. The record is from RefSeq and is a predicted model, not a curated record. The coding region runs from base 25 to 1518 and encodes 497 amino acids. Gene Ontology annotation, cellular component: neuron projection; postsynaptic membrane; synapse. Lineage: Eukaryota; Metazoa; Chordata; Aves; Apodiformes; Apodidae. Gene Ontology annotation, molecular function: neurotransmitter receptor activity; extracellularly glycine-gated chloride channel activity; transmembrane signaling receptor activity. Gene Ontology annotation, biological process: chloride transmembrane transport; regulation of membrane potential; nervous system process. The transcript has 9 exons.
UUUCUCUGAAGCUUCAUCUUCAAGAUGAAGUUUUUAUUAGUGGUUUUCUUUUUCAUCUCAUUCUCCUUAUGGGUUGAAGAAGUCUGUUCCAAAGAGAAGUCUUCAAAGAAAGGAAAGGGGAAAAAGAAGCAGUAUCUGUGUCCAUCCCAGCAAUCAGCUGAAGACCUUGCAAGAGUACCAGCUAAUUCUACCAGCAAUAUCUUGAAUAGAUUAUUGCUCAGUUAUGAUCCCAGGAUAAGGCCUAAUUUCAAAGGAAUUCCAGUCGAUGUUGCAGUCAACAUCUUCAUUAACAGCUUUGGGUCAAUUCAAGAGACAACUAUGGAUUAUAGAGUCAACAUCUUUCUAAGACAGAAGUGGAAUGACCCAAGACUCAAACUUCCCAAUGACUGGAGGGGUUCAGACACACUGACAGUGGACCCAACUAUGUUUAAAUGUCUGUGGAAGCCAGACUUAUUCUUUGCAAAUGAAAAAAAUGCUAACUUCCAUGAUGUCACACAAGAAAAUAUCCUUCUUUUUAUAUUUCGGGAUGGAGAUGUCCUAGUCAGCAUGAGAUUGUCUAUUACGCUGUCAUGCCCUUUGGACUUGACCUUGUUCCCUAUGGAUACGCAGCGCUGCAAGAUGCAAUUGGAAAGCUUUGGUUACACAACUGAUGACUUACGGUUUAUCUGGCAGUCUGGAGAUCCUGUACAGCUAGAGAAAAUUGCUCUGCCUCAGUUUGAUAUUAAGAAGGAGGAUAUCGAGUAUGGUAACUGUACCAAAUAUUAUAAAGGCACAGGUUAUUACACUUGUGUAGAAGUAAUCUUCACUUUAAGAAGACAAGUUGGAUUUUACAUGAUGGGUGUUUAUGCUCCUACACUGCUAAUUGUUGUUCUAUCCUGGCUGUCCUUUUGGAUCAAUCCUGAUGCAAGUGCUGCAAGAGUCCCGCUGGGUAUUUUCUCAGUGCUCAGUUUGGCUUCUGAAUGUACCACUCUUGCUGCUGAACUUCCCAAAGUGUCUUAUGUGAAGGCCCUAGAUGUCUGGCUGAUUGUUUGCCUUCUCUUUGGGUUUGCAUCCCUGGUGGAAUAUGCAGUGGUUCAGGUAAUGCUAAACAAUCCAAAGAGAAUUGAAGCUGAAAAAGCAAAGAUUGCUAAGGCAGAGCAAGUGGAAGGGAAGGGUGGAAAUGCUGCCAAGAAGAACACUGUGAAUGGCACAGGGACUCCUGUCCACAUCAGCACUUUACAGGUUGGUGAGACCAGAUGCAAAAAAGUUUGCACUUCAAAAUCUGAUUUGAGAUCCAAUGAUUUCAGCAUCGUUGGAAGCUUGCCAAGGGAUUUUGAAUUGUCUAAUUAUGACUGUUAUGGGAAGCCCAUAGAAGUCAACAAUGGGCUUGGGAAAUCUCAAGCCAAGAACAACAAGAAACCUCCUCCUCCCAAGCCUGUCAUUCCAUCAGCAGCGAAGAGGAUCGAUCUUUAUGCAAGAGCAUUAUUCCCUUUUUGUUUCUUGUUCUUCAACGUCAUAUACUGGUCCAUAUAUUUAUGAUGAUUUUUUUUUUCAUAUGUGUAAAAUAUAUCCCAUUUCGUUAUUGCAGUCAUGAAGGCCACUGUGUGACAUUAUUUGCAUUUGCAAAGCAAUAUGUUUUAUUUUGAUGCCAUGUGAUUGUACUGAACUUAUGGCAUCUGAAAUUUGAAUGAAAGCAUGACACUGCAAUGUCUGUGCUCUGACCAACUUUGUAUAUAAAUGUACAGCAUACAUCCUGCUUUAGGAAUAUAUAUGAAGGACAAUGCAUACUACAUUAUGAAGCUGAAUAAUGCUCUACAGUUAUUAGUAACAUACGAAGAUUUAAAUUGUUUCUGACAAUGAAACUGAUAUGCACGUUGAGUAUUAUUAAAGUCAGUAUUCUAGUAUAUGUAGUAUUUAACAGCUUUCCUGCUGCCUUACAGAGGAAAAAAAACAAACCACACCAAACAUCUUGUUCUUGUAUAAUUUUAGAUGGCACUGUUGAAGAAAAGCUAAGAUGUGAUUCAUAUUAUUUAGACUUUGUAAAUGAAAGCAGCAUUGAACAAGCUGAUCUUGUCUGUGUGAAAAAUAAAGAUCAGAGGAUUA